Molecule: messenger RNA, 1910 nt
Organism: Pangasianodon hypophthalmus (striped catfish)
Lineage: Eukaryota; Metazoa; Chordata; Actinopteri; Siluriformes; Pangasiidae
Gene: tfap2d
Product: transcription factor AP-2 delta (activating enhancer binding protein 2 delta)
Exons: 8
Coding region: 533-1879 (448 amino acids)
Biological process (GO): anatomical structure development; regulation of transcription by RNA polymerase II; regulation of cell population proliferation
Cellular component (GO): nucleus
Molecular function (GO): RNA polymerase II transcription regulatory region sequence-specific DNA binding; DNA-binding transcription factor activity, RNA polymerase II-specific
Source: RefSeq, a predicted model, not a curated record
ACGUUUCUGCUGCAAUGAAAGAAAGAAAGAAAGAAAGAAAGAAAGAAAGAAAGAAAGAAAAAAGAAAUCCGGAAAAGAGAGCAAAAAAUGUCGGCGCAAAAGUGGAAAAAAAAAAUCAUCAAAAAGUGUUGAAAGCGCGCGCUCGGUUCCUUAUUAGGCGAAGAUACAAUAUUUAUUCCGUGUCUCCAGGGAUGAGGCUCCUUCUCUCUCUAUUGUCCUCCCAUUCCUCAAUGCUGAUGCUUAAUUUUCAAAACUUCUAUAUUACCAAGGGACCUACGACAUCAGCCGGAGAAAAACCCCGGCAAGUACAUAAUCCGAGCCAGGGAGCCGCUCGGUGCAGUGGGGAGAGACACGCGCGCGCACUUUGCACCGACACCGACUCCGACAGGCCACGAUUUCACCAGUUUUUCCGGCGGAUUUUUGUCUCGUCUCUGUCCUUCCUUUCUUUUCUUUCCUUCCUUCUUUCUUUGCUGAGUUUAAUUCGGGCGGCGCGAGCGAGGAUAAUCCGGGGAGUUUUGUCGGAAGCGCGAGAAUGUCAGCCACCUUUCCGGGACUGGUUCAUGAUGCGGAGAUACGUCACGACGGAUCAAACAGCUACCGUUUGAUGCAGCUCGGCUGCCUGGAGUCAGUGGCCAACUCGUCGGUGGCUUACUCGUCCUCGUCUCCUCUCACGUACCCGGCCACCGGGACCGAGUUCGCGUCGCCGUACUUCCCCGCCAACCACCAGUACACGCCCCUGCACCACCAGUCUUUCCACUACGACUUCCAGCACGGGCACCACGCGGCCGUGAACGCCGACGCGUACUACUCGCAGCAGUACUACCAGCAGCUGCACCAUCACGGCGAGCCGACCGACUUCAUCAACCUGCACGGCGCGCGCGCGCUCAAGUCGUCGUGCCUGGACGAGCAGCGGCGCGAGCUGGGCUGCCUGGACGCCUACCGACGCCACGACCUGUCGCUCGUGAGCCACGGCUCGCAGUACGGUGUGCACCCCGAGCAAAGACUGCUGCCGGGGGCCGGUCUGGGGCUUCCGCCGCCGGGGGCUGAUGACCUACAGGGAUCCGUGGACGCGCAAUGCGGGCUCAUGUUGAACGGACAAGGCGGGGUUAUCCGGCGAGGAGGCACGUGUGUGGUGAACCCUACAGAUCUGUUCUGCUCCGUCCCUGGCCGUCUCUCUCUCCUCAGCUCUACCUCCAAAUACAAAGUGACCAUAGCGGAAGUCAAGCGGCGACUCUCUCCUCCAGAGUGUCUCAAUGCCUCGCUGCUGGGGGGCAUCCUCAGGAGAGCGAAGUCUAAAAAUGGCGGCCGGUGCCUCAGAGAGAAGUUGGACAGGUUGGGGCUGAAUCUCCCAGCAGGCCGCAGGAAAGCCGCCAACGUCACACUGCUCACGUCUUUAGUGGAAGGUGAAGCGCUACAUCUGGCACGGGAUUUUGGCUACACCUGCGAGACAGAGUUUCCCACUAAAGCUGUGGGCGAACAUCUGGCACGGCAGCACACAGAACCUAAAGAGCAGAACGCCCGCAAGAAAAUGGUGCUGGCCACCAAGCAGAUCUGUAAGGAAUUUCAAGAUUUGUUAAGUCAGGAUCGUUCUCCGUUGGGUUCUUCGAGACCGACGCCAAUCCUGGAUUUAGAUAUUCAGAGACAUCUAACGCAUUUCAGUCUGAUCACACACGGUUUCGGCACGCCGGCGAUCUGCGCCGCUCUCAGCACCUUCCAGACGAUCCUCAGUGAAAUGCUGAACUACCUGGAGAAGCACUCGGCCAAUAAGAGCACGGGAACGCCCGACAGCGGCCAGAUCAACUCCAACUCUGAAAAGACGCAGCUACGCAAAACGAACGAGACGCCGUCAAAAGAUGGGAAAAUGGAGAAAACCGAAUGACUCCACCCCUUUCUUUUUCUUCUCUCUCUCU